AUGGACAUGAUACCAUACGCCUACAACGGGACCACGGCGCCGCCAGAGCAUGAUAGCUACGUGCCCAUGAUCUGGUUCGACCUGUCUGCCAGUGCCAGCAUUGCCAAGGCUGUCCCCUCGAUUUUUGCGACUGUCAGUGUCGUUACCGACGUGGCCCCUGCGAUCACCUCGCCUGCGAGGGGGCUGGCCCGCGAGCGUGUACGGUUAGUAGUCUUCAUCAAUGAUGAGUAA
This is a messenger RNA of Diaporthe amygdali, 231 nucleotides long. RefSeq names its product 3-glucanase. The transcript has 2 exons. The record is from RefSeq and is a predicted model, not a curated record. Bases 1 to 231 code for a protein of 76 amino acids. NCBI's taxonomy places the organism in Eukaryota, Fungi, Ascomycota, Sordariomycetes, Diaporthales, Diaporthaceae.